Molecule: messenger RNA, 948 nt
Organism: Diaporthe batatas
Lineage: Eukaryota; Fungi; Ascomycota; Sordariomycetes; Diaporthales; Diaporthaceae
Exons: 2
Coding region: 1-948 (315 amino acids)
Source: RefSeq, a predicted model, not a curated record
AUGUCGACUUCCAAUCCUCAGUCACCCGCCCCCAGCAAGACAGACCGGAAGUGGCAGUGGUCAAACGACCCGUUCUUCCCGCUGAAACUGAUCCUGCUCCCCUUCAUCCUGCCCCCGGUGCUGCUCGUCCUCAUAUGCCUGGAACUCGCACCGAGAGAAGGAAAACCCAAGUCAAGAACAAACCCAGCAGGCGCCGGGCCCGCGCCACACCCGGCCGACACGUCUCCCUUGGGCGGCGCCGAGGGAUCCCACCACGCGCCGGAAGAAGCCGAGGCCGGCCCAGCAAACACCAACAGCCCGAGCACCAUGGGAGCAGCAGCAGCCACCACCACCCCCGCCGCCGGCUCGGACGUCGCCCCCCAGACGCGCCCUGCCACCCCCGGCCUGACGAGCGGGCAGACGCCCGACAGCAGCAGGGCCGAGGCCUGCACCCCCACCAGCAGCAGCGGCGAGGAAGAGAGGCGCGCCAGGCGCCGCGACGUCACGACGCGCGAGGACGGCCUCCGCAUGCCCGUCGUGGGCGCCCCGGCGCGCAUCCCCAGCACUCUCAUCACCGAUCCCAUCGACGGCUCCUCGUCGCCCUCGGGCCCGCCCACGCCCUCCUCGUCGUCGUCGUCCGGCUCGCCCCUUCCCACCCCGACCCCGGGGCAGGAGGAGGUCCCCCCCGUCCUGCCGGCCAGCGGCGCCGGCGACGCCGCCGCGGGGCCGGCGCUCUCCCAGCUCCGCGAGAAGCUGCUCGCCGUCCCCGCCGACGCGGUCAGCCGGCGGUGUCUGGUCGACGGGCGGGCGAUCCUGAGGAGGAGGGCGCGCACGCCGCGGAGUCAUGCUUCUUCUUCGGGCGGUGGGGGGGUCAGCCGCCAGGGCCUGGGCCAUGGCCAGGCUGGGUCUGCCGCCCGGAGUCGUGGUGGGGAGUCGAGCGAUGGGUAUCCUAGUGAGAUGAUGGAGUGA